GAAGUGUAAUGCAUUGUGGGACGUGUGUAAAAUUGGAUCAUUCGAGGGGGAAAAAAAAAAAAAAGGAAGGGACCUGCGGCUGGCGCCCUAGAAGAGGGAGCGGCGAGAUGCGCACAGGUUGCGCCCCGGCGGUGCCCGCUCUAGGCUGAUGCCCGGCAGCGCGCACCCCUGACCCAUGCUGCGGCGGGCGGAGUAGGCUCGGGCAUCCUCAGGAUGAAGAAGACGCGGAGUACGACCUUGCGGCGGGCCUGGCCUAGCUCCGACUUCUCCGACCGGGCCUCAGACCGCAUGAGGUCCCGCAGCGAGAAGGACUACCGACUGCACAAGCACUUCCCCCCAGCUUUUAUUUCCCAGGCAUCACGGGGCUACAUGACAUCAGGUGAUGUAUCACCCAUCAGCAUGUCUCCCAUCACUCAGUCACAGUUUAUUCCGCUUGGGGAAAUCCUUUGCCUGGCCAUCUCAGCAAUGAACUCUGCCCGAAAACAAGUCACACAAGAAGCACUAAUGGAACACCUAACCACCUGCUUCCCAGGAGUUCCAACACCCAGUCCAGAAAUCCUUCGGCAUACUUUGAAUAUGCUUGUACGGGAGAGGAAAAUAUACCCAACUCCAGAUGGUUAUUUCAUUGUAACCCCACAGACUUACUUUAUAACACCAUCUCUCAUAAGAACUAACAGUAAAUGGUACCAUUUGGAUGAGAGGAUACCUGACAGGUCUCAAUGUACCUCUCCACAACAAGGAACUCUAACUCCCUCCACCUCGGGAUGUGUCAGGGACCGAACACUACCCAAAAACCACUGCGACUCCUGCCAUUGUUGCAGAGAAGACAUGCACAGCAUGCAUGCAUCUACCCUACAGAGGAAAUCAGCAAAAGACUGUAAAGACUCAUACUGUCCUCCUUCAUUAUGUCAGGUCCCACCUACUGAGAAAAGUAAAAGUACUGUCAAUUUUUCAUAUAAAUCAGAGACACUCACAAAGCCUAAGGAUGUAGAAAAGCAGUCUAAGAAAUUUGGACUCAAAUUAUUCCGAUUAAGUUUUAAGAAGGAUAAGACCAAACAGUUGGCAAAUUUCUCUGCCCAGUUUCCUCCGGAAGAGUGGCCGCUAAGGGAUGAGGACACCCCUACCACUAUACCUAGAGAGGUAGAAAUGGAGAUUAUUAGGCGCAUUAACCCAGACUUGACUGUGGAAAAUGUCAUGAGACACACUGCACUAAUGAAGAAACUUGAAGAAGAAAAAGCUCAACGAAGCAAAGCAGGGUCUUCAGCUCACCACAGUGGACGAAGUAAAAAGAGCAGGAAUCACAGAAAGUCUCAUGGGAAAUCGAGGUCGCACAGCAAGACCCGGGUGUCCAAAGGAGACCCAUCCGAUGGCUCUCAUUUGGAUAUGCCUGCUGAAAGGGAGUAUGAGUUCUAUGAUCCCUUGACUCGAUCCCCACGGGAAGGCUGUUUUAUAAUAGAGCACAAGGGAGAUAAUUAUAUAAUGCACAGCAAUCCGAACAUGAUUGAAUCUCACUUUCCCAUGACACCAGAGUGGGAUGUGUCUGGUGAACUGGCCAAAAGAAGAACUGAAAUGCCUUUCCCUGAACCUUCCAGGGGAAGCUCCCACUCCAAGGUCCAUCGGAGUCACAGCCAUACACAGGAUAGAAGAUCAAGGAAUGAGCGGUCCAGUAAGGCUAAAGAAAGGUCUAGAUCCAUGGAUAACUCCAAGGGACCUCUAGGCUCAGCAACUUUAGGCACACCUGAAGAUAUAGGUGAAGGCUGUAGCCCAGAUGACCAAACAACUAGCCAAACCUACAUUGAUGAUAGUACCUUAAGGCCAUCUCAGUCACUCAGUCAUCAAAGGGCUCUGAUUUCAUCUGCAACCUACAAAGAGACUUGCAUCCCUGAAAUAGCUGGGGGCAGUGUAGAAACCCCCAGUUCUUGUAGCCUAUUGGAACAAGGCAAGCCUACAGAGAAUUUACCAUCAUAUAGUGAGCUCAACUCCUGCACAACAAAAUCUGCAGUUGAUGACUAUUUUCAGUGCAACACAUCCAGUGAGACUGUGCUUACUGCUCCAUCACCACUGGGAAAGAAUAAAGAGGAUCAUGAUACACUAACAGGGACAGAUGGGCUAAAAAAAAUGACUCCCACAGAAAGACAGUCUCAACAUAUUGCUAGGGAGUCUGGGGUGCACAAGGAGGAGUCCCCAAAGGGCCCAAGCAGUGGUUCAGUGCCUGCUGGCCAGACUCCAGAGGUGAUUGCUAAUGGACGGCUGGUUCAACACCAUAGCACUGAAUCAAGCAGCCUUGAUAAAAGGAAAGAAAUAUUUAGCAAGGAUACACUCUUUAAGCCUCUGCACAACACUCUUUCUGUGAAUAGUUAUCAUAAGUCUAACACACCUCUGCUAAAGCCCCAUCAAAAGCCCCCCUCUGACACAUUGCCCGUCAGAUGUGAGAAACUUGAACAAGCGAUGGUAACCUCAGUCACACAAGUCAUGCCUGUUUCUCAGAGACAGCAAGAGACAGCCGGGAACCAGGAGGCCUCCUUUGACUACUACAACGUAUCUGAUGAUGAUGACUCGGAGGAAGGAACCAACAAAAAUGCCGAAGAAGAAAAGAACAGGGAUGAUGUUGGUACAAUGCAAUGGCUCCUAGAGAGAGAAAAGGAAAGGGAUCUACAGCGAAAGUUUGAAAAGAAUCUUACUCUUCUCACCCCAAAGGAAACAGAAAAUAGCAACAACCAGAGAGCCACCCACUCAGCCCGCCUGGACAGCAUGGACAGCAGCAGUAUUACUGUGGACAGCGGGUUCAACUCUCCACGUACUCGUGAGAGCCUGGCAUCCAACACUUCAAGUAUUGUUGAAAGCAACAGACGUCAGAACCCCGCUCUGAGCCCUGCACAUGGUGGCGCGGGCCCAACGUUCACCUUCCGAGCCACUGCAGACCCACCCACGAGUGAAGCUGAGAAACUGCAGAAACCUGGUAACUGCCUGCAAGCUUCUGUCACUAGUGUCUGA
This is a messenger RNA of Cinclus cinclus, 2994 nucleotides long. RefSeq names its product storkhead box 2 (gene STOX2). NCBI's taxonomy places the organism in Eukaryota, Metazoa, Chordata, Aves, Passeriformes, Cinclidae. The transcript is spliced from 4 exons. Gene Ontology annotation, cellular component: nucleus; cytoplasm. Bases 214 to 2994 code for a protein of 926 amino acids. The record is from RefSeq and is a predicted model, not a curated record. Gene Ontology annotation, biological process: positive regulation of transcription by RNA polymerase II. Gene Ontology annotation, molecular function: RNA polymerase II transcription regulatory region sequence-specific DNA binding; DNA-binding transcription activator activity, RNA polymerase II-specific.